UGUCCUUUUUUAAAUCAAUAGAAGCUAAUUAAAGGCUGGAGGAAGCGCUUUGAUAAUGCGGCCCCUCGAGUCUCACAGAGCAGCGCACUCCUUGGCGUGUCUCAUUGCUGAUGACUCUUCUGCUGCUGUGGAGGCGGCUCUGUUGCCUGGUUUAGUUCGCAGCGCAGUCUGAGGAAGAUUCUAAAUCUGUGCCGCUGGACAGCAGGGAGGAAUACUGUCCUGUAUAAAGAAUAGGAGACAAUAAUACAGUUUAAGAGAAACUAAAUAAAAGCAUGGGGUAGAAAUAGCAGAGGUUACUGCCUGGAAGUUUACUCGUAAAGAAUGACCUUUCUGCGACCCUGUGCUGUAUUUACCAAAAACAAGUUCACACACACUGAACCUCCAAGACGAGCGAAGAGAAAGCUAUGAAACUGCGCCCGUGCCUACGCCAUUUUGGAUCUGUUUGUGACAACGGCGCUCAAACUUGAAUUAACCUAAUAUACUUCUAAAACACAUUAUCAGGGGUAUAGCGUUAGUGUUUGAACAUCUUGAUCUGAAGAACAGGACGGGAAAUAGCAAAAUCAGUGCACAAAACACGGAUUAUAUAUCAACGUAAAACUCCCUGCUGCCUUCAGUCACAGCGUCCUGAUUGAUAAAGGACUAUACCAACUCCCGCAUGAGGGAGGGGUUUACCUGAAUUCAAAUUGUAUUCACUGGAAAAACUAGAGCUACAAACAGCUCGUUUACGAUGUUACAAUUGAAAGUAUUGUUCAAUUUUAAUUAAAAGAUCCCCGGUAUCACAAUUCCCUUUGCGGUCCAUAUUAGAUGAAUUGCCAAACCGCACUGAACAGUUUGUAUUUUGUGAUUGGUAUAUUCCUCGUUCUGUUGAAGACAGACGCGUUCAGACACUGAGGGAGAGCAGAGAGGAGAUCUGAAGAGAAGAAAGGACACAUUCACUGAGGAGACGGUCAGAGCGAGUGACUGGAGCACUAGAGCCGUGCUGCACAUCCCACUGACAAUACCUGAAGACUGCCUUAUCCUGGUGAAAACCAAGGAACAAAGAUGGAGUUGGUACCUAUCUGCAUUAAACAGGAGAUGCCUGAACUGGAUCCUGUCCACAUUAAAGAAGAGACUGAACUGGGGCCUUUCCACAUUAAAGAAGAGACUGAACUGGAGCCUGUCCACAUUAAAGAAGAGACUGAACUGGAGCCUGUCCACAUGAAAGAAGAGGAGACUGAACUGGAACCUGUCCAUAUUAAAGAGACUGAACUGGAGCCUGUCCACAUUAAAGAGGAAGAAACUGAACUGGAGCCUGUCCACAUUAAAGAGGAAGAGACUGAACUGGAGCCUGUCCACAUUGAAGGGGAAUCUGUUGACUUGUUGUUUAAGGAUACAGAAAAUCUAUCCCAGCCAAAGAUAACACAUCAGUGUAAUGAAUGUGGGCAGAGCUUCAUGGAGUCAGGAAGCCUAAAAAGACACCAUCGAUUUCACACCAGAGAGAAGCCGUAUCAAUGUUUUGAAUGUGGGAAAAGCUUCACUGACAAAGGAAAACUAAAAAAACACCAGCGAAUUCACACUGGAGAGAAGCCGUAUCACUGUAGUGAAUGUGGGAAAAGUUUCAAUGCAUCAGGAAGCCUAAAAAGACACCUUCGAUUUCACACUGGAGAGAAGCCGUAUCAAUGUUUUGAAUGUGGGAAAAGCUUCACUGACAAAGGAAAACUAAAAAAACACCAGCGAAUUCACACUGGAGAGAAGCCGUAUCACUGUAGUGAAUGUGGGGAGCGCUUUAGUCAGUCAGGAAACCUAAAAACACACCAGCGACUUCACACUAGAGAGAAGCCGUAUCAAUGUACUGAAUGUGGGGAAAGCUUCACUAACAAAGGAAAACUAAAAAAACACCAGAUAUUUCACACUGGAGAGAAGCCACACCACUGUAGUGAAUGUGGUAAGAGCUUCAAUGUGUCAGGAAAACUAAAAAUACACCAGCGACUUCACACUGGAGAGAAGCCAUAUCAAUGUACUGAAUGUGGGGAGAGCUUCAGUGAGUUAGGAAACCUAAAUAGACACCAACGCAUUCACACUGGAGAGAAGCCGUAUCACUGUGUUGAAUGUGGGGAGAGCUUUAGGCAGUCAGGAAACCUAAAAAGACACCAGCGAAUUCACACUGGAGAGAAGCCAUAUCAAUGUAAUGAAUGUGGGGAGAGCUUCUGUGAGUCAGGAAGCCUAAAAAGACACCAGCGAAUUCACACUGGAGAGAAGCCAUAUCAAUGUUAUGAAUGUGGGGAGAGCUUCAAUGUGUCAGGAAGUCUAAGAAGACACCAGCGAAUUCACACUGGAGCCAGCCUCCCUCCCUCUCAGUCCUUGAGCACUCCACCCUGCUUGUUUGAGUGUGUGGAGAGCUGACUGAUUCCUUGUCUCUCUCUCACCCUGUGGUAAAUGAAGGGGGUCCCCAGGAGUGAGAGCCAGCCUGAAUCCAGAGACACUGAGGGGAGCGUGUCAAACUGAAGACCCAUUCUUUCAGAAUGAACUGCAUUGGAAAUUAAUCUCAUUCAUCAUGCUGUGAGGAUUUAUGCCAAGCUUGUUUCUGUGAACACAUUAAACAAAGAUACCAAAAACACAUCAUAUUUUUAAAAUACCAUUACUGUACCAGUGUCGGUGAGAACAGAAGUAAAUUAUUUAAAAGAAACUAAAACUCUCAUCAUGAGUGUGGCAGCAUUGUGCUCUUCAUAUUACUAGAAUGACCUCUAAGCUAUUGCACCAGUGCAAGCACAAGCUGAAGCAACCUUUUUUUUUUUUUGUAUCACGUGGUGCAAACUUUGCACUGGAGCAAAUGCUGUUUUGGGUUUGAAUUAACUUGACUGCUUUGAGUGUUUAAAGGGCACAUAUAGACCUUUUAUUUUAUUGUGUUACAUGUUCCCAUGUGUUUACGUAAGGUGUGUAUUGUUUUCAUUUUUUUAAAAUUGCAUUCACUGCCUCAAAAUGGCUUCCCAUGUACCUACAUGGACCUCUCAGAACUACAUUUACCAUCAUCCUCCUGCUCACAUAUGUAACUGAGAUGAAUUUACCAGUGAGCAGGAGGAUGAUGGGAAAUGUAGUUCUGAGGUCCUUGAGGCAGGGAAUGCAAUUUAAAAGUUUAAAAAAGUGGUCAAAAUAUAAAAAUAAAACAACAAAUUAAACAAUACGCACACCUUCCGUAAGCAGUUGUAGCAACACAUGGGAACAUGCGACCCAAUCAAAUAAUAAGGUCCUUAUGUACCCUUUAAGUACUGCGAACCUCCAAGCUUGUUGUAUACUGGAGCCCUGCUUCAAUGCAGUGGGAUUGAAAUACAAUUCCUAUCAUUUUUAUUGUGUAAAUUGCUGUGUGUGCAAUUAUGACAGACCCACAAUAUUAGAGCUGAAUAAUUUAUCUAAACAAUCUGCAGAAUGAAGUUGCCUCAGACUGUUUGUCAGUAACAGCUGGUGCUUUUGUGGAAUCACCAUUAGCUGUUUAUUCCUUUUGGGCAAAAUAUGUCUUGUUUGCUUGUAUUUUGUACCAGUAUGAUAUCAUUAGAGUGACAAUGCAGUACAUCCUAAGGCAGGCUUAGUUAUUUAGAAAGGAUUGCAUUGAAAUUGAGUUUGAGUUCCUGUGUUUUCCAGUAUCUGUGUGUAUAAAGGGCACAUUAUUAUGUUUCCAUUACCUCUGUAUGUAAAAGGUUUGUCAUUGUUUAAACUGUCAAUGAUUCCUGAGAUACAGAUCUGCAGUGGAACUGAACAAACUCAAGGGAGACAUUGAAAAAUACAAGGGGGGAUGCUGGUGCGGGUUUGAUAAUAUGGGCUUGUGGUGAAUAUUCCCUGAAUAUGAUAUUAAUACAUGAAAGUGUAUUAUAAAUGUAACUGGACAGAUUAAUGAAAUCUGUGUCUUGAAGAAAAAGGGCUCCUUUCCUACAGACACACUGAACUGUGUGACCCCUGAAAUAGGUGAGCAGGGCUGGGUGGCAUCUGGACUGGAUUAGGCUGAAAGGACAGUUGAAUUCUGUACAGAUAAUUCACAGCAGCAACAAGAAGCGGUUUGACGCGAGGAAGACAUAAAGCAUCGAUGUCGACAGUGUCAUGUUUCACUGGUCCUGCUAGCUGCUUUAAUGCAGGCUGAGAGCUUUGACUGACUGAAAUAGACAACAGAUAUAUGACCAAAGGUUUUGCCUCACUCUUUAGAAUGAACUAAUUUUGCUUUAUAAAGUGGAAUGAAACCUGCUGAAUAAUGUUACGUUAACAUAUUGAAUUACAGUGAUUUGUAGUUUUGCAUAUACUGAAUGAAAAAGUGACAAAUUGAAAUAAAUUGACAUUUUGAAAUCUAUGAUGUACUGUACUACUAUUGUGACAUCCAGUAGACUUUUGUGAUAUCCUUGUGUAGUUUCUUUGAUUACACAAUGUUAAAUAAAAGUUAUGAAUUGUACCAAAAAUUCUAGGUGAUGCUAAACUUUUGUCUGAGCUGUACAUAAACAUCAGCACUGCCAUUAAAAUAGAAUGUUUAAAGCUUUAUAUAUUGUGUAUCAAUUGCAUUCUAUAAGACAGUGUGAAGUGUAGACCAUGCUAUUAAAAGAGAACACCUUUACACAUUUCACUGUUCAGAAGCCACUAAUAAACUUUGCAUUGAUUUUACACUGAACUGUUGUGAAGUGCUUUUUCUUUAUUGCUUUACUGCUUGG
Acipenser ruthenus (sterlet) is the source of this 4664-nucleotide messenger RNA. RefSeq names its product zinc finger protein 501-like. Gene Ontology annotation, biological process: regulation of transcription by RNA polymerase II. The record is from RefSeq and is a predicted model, not a curated record. NCBI's taxonomy places the organism in Eukaryota, Metazoa, Chordata, Actinopteri, Acipenseriformes, Acipenseridae. Gene Ontology annotation, molecular function: RNA polymerase II cis-regulatory region sequence-specific DNA binding; DNA-binding transcription factor activity, RNA polymerase II-specific. The coding region runs from base 1042 to 2382 and encodes 446 amino acids. The transcript is spliced from 3 exons.